UCGCAUAGAUAGUAAAUGAAAAAGUCAAUAAAGUGGAAGGUGAAUAAUUUUGAAGCGAUAAAAACGCCUCUUCAACUUGAGAGUUCUGAAACAAAGUGCGUGACGUCAGACUCAACGACCAGUCAGAAAAGAAAUAUGUCGGCGUGCUAGAGGACCAAGUGACAAUUACCGUGCAAAAAUAAUUGGGUUUCAGUAAUUCCAAAUUAAGUCACGACUUUGUAAAUAGACUGUUCUUCAAAUUGCUAUUAUGUCUUUGAAUUUACUCGGAAAACCCGAAUACAUAGUGGGUGGUAAAUAUCGGGUAGUGCGUAAAAUCGGUAGUGGUUCGUUUGGUGAUAUAUUCUUAGGAAUAAAUAUCACAAAUGGUGAGGAAGUGGCCGUUAAAUUGGAACAUAUCAGAGCACGGCAUCCACAACUUCUCUACGAAAGCAAGCUCUAUAAGAUACUACACGGGGGCAUAGGAAUACCGCAUAUCAGAUACUACGGCCAGGAGAAAGAGCACAAUGUUCUCGUCAUGGACCUGCUGGGUCCGUCGCUCGAGGACCUUUUCAACUUUUGCACUCGACGUUUCACAAUUAAAACCGUACUGAUGUUGGCCGAUCAGAUGAUCGGUCGCAUAGACUAUGUCCAUUGCAAGUCUUUCAUACACCGCGACAUCAAACCUGAUAAUUUUCUCAUGGGCAUCGGGCGGCAUUGCAAUAAAUUGUUUCUAAUCGAUUUCGGGUUGGCGAAAAAGUUCCGGGAUUCGCGCACCCGUCAACAUAUUGCGUAUAGGGAGGACAAGAACCUUACGGGGACUGCCAGAUACGCUUCGAUAAACGCGCACCUGGGCAUCGAGCAGUCGCGACGCGACGACAUGGAAUCCCUCGGCUACGUGCUGAUGUACUUUAACCGGGGCUGCUUGCCGUGGCAGGGCCUCAAGGCCGCGACGAAGAUCGAAAAGUACGAGAAGAUCAGCGAGAAGAAGAUGUCCACCCCCGUCGAGGUCCUGUGCAAGGGAUUCCCUGCCGAGUUCUCGAUGUACCUGAACUACUGCCGCGGCCUCCGGUUCGAGGAGGCCCCCGACUACAUGUACCUACGGCAGCUGUUCCGCAUCCUGUUCCGCACCCUCAACCAUCAGUACGACUACACCUUCGACUGGACGCUGCUCAAGCAAAAACCGGGGGCGGGGAGCGCCGCCGCCGUCGGCGGCAGCAGUUCGUCGCAGCAGCCCCAGGCGUCGCAGGCCAUCGCCCAACAAUCAGGUAACCGUUGAUGCACCCGCCACCAUCCCACCAAAACCGUCACCGACUGGGCUGCAAUAGCCAAAAAACGGGCCCACACUCUCACGCGGGCACCCCCCACCCACCCACCGAAGGUUAGGAUUACGCUUUGGAUUUUUCAUCUCGCCGUACAAAAACCAAGGCGGAUCUCGUCGUUUUAUAUAUACAAUUAUUAAAAAAAAAAAACAAAUAAAUGCAACAAAUAUGAAAUUACGGAUAGGGGCCGGGGUUAUGUUCUUCUUCACUUAUUUCCUUGUAUAAAAUUUAACGGGUGACGAUUGUGCGUCGGUAAGAGGUUGUUUUUCAGUUAAACGAACGGAUGGCCCACCCACGGAUUAGUUAGGAAUGUGCGCGUGUCGACGAACGUUGAGAGAGCGAAUGCAAGUCAGGCUGUACUAUUUAGACUAAUAAUUGUAAGAAGUAGCAUUUAAUUUAAGCAGUAUAGAUAUAUAUAACGACACUCAAAAAUCGCAAAAAAAAUAGUCGGUUGACGGUCGGAGAGAGGGCGUGACACAGUGUCAAUAUUAAACUUGCGAUUGGUCGCUUUUGGCGCGUGGGCGUGAAGCACUGCCUAAAUGCGACGAAGAAGUACGUCCUAACCUUGUAUUUUAACGGAAACAGAGGGAAAAUUCCAUAAAACUCAAUUAGAAAAGGAAACAACGAAGUGAAGUAGAAAACUCUUGUCAUUAACAAUUAAAUUGUUCAAUUAUUCAGUAAAGUUCUUGAUUUAUUGCGGCAUCGAUAAUUGUAACCUCAUUUUUUAAAAUUUCAAAUUUUUUCCAGCAAACGCGAUUGUAGUGACUGGCCAAUUAAGAAGGGCAUUCGGCCCUAACUCGAAAAGACUGGAAUAGAGUUUUGAUGAAAACACUAUCACUAAAGAGAAAAGCCGCCCCUGAAUUUUAGAACGUUUUUUUUUGGGAAGUAUUACAGAUAGUUAAAAAAAUGAAAGCCGUUUUAAAGCUGGGAUCAAUUCGAAUCUUUUCGUUAAAUAGUUCGAAUAUUUGCGGAAAUAACUUCAAAAUGACUGAGUAUUGCCUCUAGAGGUCGUUUUGCGACAACACCACAAAUGAAAUGUAUUUUGCCAUAUAGGGCUAAGUAAACACCGCAAUUUCGAUA
Messenger RNA from Cylas formicarius (sweet potato weevil), 2378 nucleotides. RefSeq names its product casein kinase I-like. Gene Ontology annotation, biological process: peptidyl-serine phosphorylation; signal transduction; negative regulation of canonical Wnt signaling pathway. Gene Ontology annotation, molecular function: protein serine/threonine kinase activity; ATP binding. The transcript is spliced from 6 exons. The coding region runs from base 248 to 1255 and encodes 335 amino acids. The record is from RefSeq and is a predicted model, not a curated record. NCBI's taxonomy places the organism in Eukaryota, Metazoa, Arthropoda, Insecta, Coleoptera, Brentidae. Gene Ontology annotation, cellular component: cytoplasm; nucleus.